UCUCUCGCACUGGGGAGGGGAGGGCGUGAGGAGCUGCAGAGCUGUCUCUCUCUGCCUCUUACCCAGAGCACCUGGCAGAGGCUUAGCGGACGUGAGGGGCGCGAAUGGGCAGAGCAGAAUCUCUAGAAGGGAAGAUGAGCACCCAGGAUCCUUCAGAUCUGUGGAGCAGGUUGGAUGGAGACGCUGAGCUGUUUCAGGACUUGGGGUGGUACCAUGGCAACCUCACCAGACAUGCAGCCGAGGCUCUUCUCCUCUCCAAUGGAUGGGAUGGGAGCUACCUUCUGAGGGACAGCAAUGAAAAGACUGGGCUGUACUCUCUCUCUGUGAGAGCCAAAGACUCUGUCAAACACUUUCAUGUUGAAUACACUGGAUAUUCAUUUAAAUUUGGCUUUAAUGAAUUCUCAUCUUUGAAGGAUUUUGUCAAGCAUUUUGCAAAUCAGCCUUUGAUUGGAAGUGAGACAGGCACUCUGAUUGUUCUGAAACAUCCUUAUCCAAGAAAAGUGGAAGAACCGUGCAUUUAUGAAUCUGUCCGGGUUCACACAGCAAUGCAGACAGGACGAACAGAAAACGACCUGGUGCCCAGUGCCCCUUCUCUGGGCACCAAAGAAGGUUACCUUACCAAACAGGGGGGCCUCGUCAAGACCUGGAAAACGAGGUGGUUCACUUUGCACAGGAAUGAACUGAAAUACUUCAAAGACCAGAUGUCACCAGAACCAAUUCGGAUCCUAGAUUUAACAGAAUGUUCGGCUGUACAAUUUGAUUAUUCACAGGAAAGGGUAAACUGUUUUUGCUUAGUAUUUCCAUUCAGGACAUUUUAUCUCUGUGCAAAGACAGGAGUAGAAGCUGACGAGUGGAUCAAGAUAUUACGCUGGAAGUUGUCUCAAAUAAGAAAACAGCUUGAUCAAGGGGAAGGCACAAUCCGAUCUCGGUCAUUCAUCUUUAAAUAGACAGACCUUCCUCGACAAGGGGUGCCCUGACCCAGGAGCAGGGUGGAAUGUUCCUGAUGCUGUGAUCCCCAGCAGGCUUCAGAUGAAAGUUAAGGAUUUUUCUGUGGAAACAAAUCAAAAGCAGAUGCAUAUUUGGACCUUUCAGAAGACACAUUUUCUGACUCACGGAAAACUGCUGCCCUUCGAGAUCGUGCCAUCUUGCUGAGAAUACCGAAGCCUCCUCGUUCUGAUGGAUGGAUGAACCACUGCAAACCAGGGUGCUCGACGUUAGAACACACAAUGGGAGAUGGUUUUUGUUUUCUCUCAUUGUUGUCCGCAAGUUGGUUGACAUUAGUUACCUGAAGUCCCACUCUGCACCAUGGUCAGCUCAUCUGACUUCCAAGUUUUGCUGUUAACCAGGAAAGAAACUGCUACAUAUGUAGCCUGAAGUUUAGACUGCUUCUUCAGAAAGUGUAUUGAGAUAGCAAAUGUCCAAUAUUGGGGAGGGGGAACAGUGUUGUUUUUACUUUUCUUCCCCUCUUUAUGCAAAAAACAAUUUCCAAAAUUAAAAUGGAAAAUGUUUGUAGUAUUUAUUUUCUUUUUGUAAAAGACUCAGAUAUCAACUGGGUCCUUUCUUCCCUUCUAAUGGUAAACCUGUGAGAACUAAAUCUCCUAUGGGCUAUUGGGCAGGAUGAUAAAGAUAACGGAAGGUACAAUCUUAAAAAAGCAUAUCUUUUACUCAUUCUGGGGGAAAUAUUUUAAAGAGUGAGACAACAUAAAUUGAGGAAGAGUAAUGAAGUAGCAGAUAACUUGUAGUUUAAAUUAUAAUCAUGAUAAUUAUUAUUAUAACAAUAAUAGAGUACUCAUAAGUACCAAGUUAUCUUCAUCCAACACUUCUGAAACUUCUGAAAGAAACUUCUCAAGGAGAGUGUGUUAUAACAAUCCGUUCCCCAGAGUGAGAGGUAGGUAUUGGCCUAAGAGAAGUAAGAUGUACCUUGCAUCGCGGGGAGCACCCUCCGCCUUAUUCAAGAGCAACUUCUUUUGCCUACUGAGGGAGCAACACUAAAUCGACAGGCAAAGUGUAACGAUGUGUUUGUUGCACAGCGUUUUCUAGCUAGAAUAAGGGGAUUGAAAUAGGGGGAUGAGAUACGGGCAUCCAGAGCUCCUAAAUAGAUUCUAACCCUUUCUAUUAUCUUUAUUAAUACUGCUUUCUUAGAUUGAAGUUUGAAGGGAGAUAAAAGUAGAGGAAGAACCCAAAUAAAAAUGCUGUGGGGCAAAGCUAUGACACUUCUCUUGCAAUCUAAAGUGCUACCUUGUUAAAUAUGUUUCUUCUGUUGUUUAAACAUCUAGGACUCAGAAGUUACAUUAAAUUCUUGUAUGUUUCAACGUUUUUAAUGUACUUUGUAAUGUUUUUACACACUGGAUAAGGCAAAUAAGUUAAAAUAUAGUGUCAAGUUUGCAAAGUAAGGAGUUAGACAUAAACCUUCACUGAGAUGAACAGUUUUAUGUUUUGUUUUCUUAGAUCUAAGGGUGUUUGUGUAGGUAACAUUGUUUUUACUUUCUGUAAAAUACAUCAUGUUUAUUUAUAUUGUUUGGUUAUGUUUAUUAAAAAGAGCAUCAUUUUGCUGUGC
Molecule: messenger RNA, 2557 nt
Organism: Hippopotamus amphibius kiboko
Lineage: Eukaryota; Metazoa; Chordata; Mammalia; Artiodactyla; Hippopotamidae
Gene: DAPP1
Product: dual adaptor of phosphotyrosine and 3-phosphoinositides 1
Exons: 9
Coding region: 105-947 (280 amino acids)
Source: RefSeq, a predicted model, not a curated record